AUGAUUUUGAUGGAUGAGGAGGGAAGGAAAAUUCAUGCAUCAUGUGUGAAGAAAUGGUUUCCUAUAUUCAAGCGCUAUUUAAAAGAGGAUAGUUCAAUUUAUGUCAAGAAACCUAACGUCGCACCAAAUACUUCAAAAUUUAAGUUUGCUCAUCCGGAAUCAAAACUAAAUUUUUAUCACGAUACAAUUGUAAAAGAUUGUGAAAACUUUUCUGGAUCUGCACAUGGCUUUCAUUUUGUUGACUUCAAUACUAUCGUUUCUAACAUCCUGGAGUCAAACUCUUUUGAUAUUAUUGGACACAUUUUUGAGUAUGGGCAUAUGGAUACCUUAGAACAAGAUAAAUCAAGACACAAGAUGCUCUUGCAUCUUCAAGAUAUAGAGGAUACUAAGCUUAAGAUAACUUUGUGGGGUCAUAAUGCAUACUACAUGCAUGAUUUUCUUGCUAACAAUAACAGCCUUGCUCCAGUUGUUGUUAUUGUUCAAUUUGCCAGGGUGAAGUUUAUUAAUGGUCGUCCUUUUUCAUCCACCUACUUUGAUGUUAGUAGGGUUUUCAUAAACAAUGAUAUCGAUGAAAUUACAAUCUACAAAAACAAAUUGGUCUCUGAAAAUGGACAACAACUGUCAUCAAGUGGAAUUAAAAUGAUUACAUCAAAACAAGACACAGAACAUGAUGACUUUCUGAAAAAUCAUUUGUUUUCUAAUAUUGAAGACUUGUUUGAACCUUUGGAGGAAAAGACUGUCAUUAUUGUUGGUACUGUUAAGGGAAUACGUCAAAAUAUACGUUGGUAUUACCUUGCUUGUAGCAACUGCAAAAAGUCAGCAAAAGAAAAAGAGUCUUCAACUGAUAAGCCUGGCAACAAUUUGGAAUUGUAUCCAAUGGAGUUGAAAGUUGUGUUGGACAGAAAGUUGGCAAUUAAGAUUGAUAUCACACGUUACAAUGUCGAUAAUAAAAGUAAUCUUUAUGGGAUAUCAAGAUUAACCGAGAAUGCAGACAUAAUUGAUGAAUUGGAAAAAAAUAAUCUUACUCCACAGCCUGCUAAUUCUGAUUCAUUCUUGAUUGGUUCUUCAGAUGUUGGUUCUCAUGACACCAAAGUUCUCAAGACCGGUGAAAAUUUAACUCCAUGUGCUAGGGACAUGUCAACUGCAACAAGUUCUAUAAAAUUCAUUUCUACACCAGUUGAGUUGAAAAGAAACCUUGCUACAUGCAUAGAUAUUGAUGAAAUGGAGAAUUUGUCUACUUCUAAAAAUCCUAGACUGUCACCACCAGAUGAACAACCAACUCCUCUUUUGGUACCCAAGAAAGAAAAGUAA
Lactuca saligna is the source of this 1311-nucleotide messenger RNA. Lineage: Eukaryota; Viridiplantae; Streptophyta; Magnoliopsida; Asterales; Asteraceae. The record is from the annotation of a GenBank genome assembly.